This is a messenger RNA of Cuscuta epithymum, 840 nucleotides long. Lineage: Eukaryota; Viridiplantae; Streptophyta; Magnoliopsida; Solanales; Convolvulaceae. The record is from the annotation of a GenBank genome assembly.
GUUUUCAGAAGUUGGCAUUCUUUGUAGACACAUUUUGCGUAUAUAUAACAUUCAUUGUGUGAAAUGUAUUCCUCGAGAUUAUAUAAUGUCUAGGUGGACGAAGGGUGCUAUUUUGCCAAAUAUGGGUCGUUCUCAUAUUGAAGCACCUGAUACUCUGUUUGGGAAAAUAUUGGAAGAUUCUGUGUGGAGAGUUCAAAUGACUAGGAAAUUCAAUACAAUAUUGGCUUCAAGUGCUAGUAUUCCUGAAGCUAGGCAAGUAUGUGAGCAAGGUUAUGAUUCUAUUAAAAACUUCUUAGAUAUUCAGAAACGCCGCACUGCUGGAGAUGAAUCUGCUUCUGAAUCGAGGACCAUAUUGGAUCCUCCACGUUCUGUUCCUAAAGGUCAAAGAAAUACACGAAAGAAAAGCAUUGUUGAAAAACAAUGCAAAAUAGUCAAAUCUCGCAGGUCCAAAUCCCAACAAGUUUCAUCUAAUUCAAAACUUGUUGCCCAAUCAGUUGUACAGGAGACUGUUAAUUGCAUGGUGCCACAUGGUUAUCUUGCUCAUCCAGUGCAUGGAAUGACUUCUUUGAUGCCUAUGUUUGGAUCUCCACAAGUUUUCACUCCAUACUUUUUGCAUCCAAAUGUUGGGAAUGAAAUGCAAAUUUAGUAAUAUUUAAUUAGUAUGAAUGUAAUCUGCUUGAACACUGGCUGUGGAGUUUUGCAUUUUUACAUCUUUGUAUGCUCGUUUUACAUUUAUCAGUGAUAUUGUUUACAUUUCAUAUACCCUUUGUUUACAUUAGUCUUUCAGUGUUACACUUGAAUUGGUUUAUCAAUAAAGUUUUAUUAAGUGAAUUAAUUUCA